AGGAUGCAGCAAGCCGAGGUGGAGGCAGCGCGCCGCGCGCUUGCCAUUUUUCAGCAGAGGUCGCCCGAUAUCGACCCCGAGGUCUGGACAGUCAUCCACUGUCGCCUCCAAGACGAUGCCGCGUCGGCCGCCUCGGAGCCCACAAAGAUCUGCAGCGCCGGUUGCGGCCUGGCCGAGAACGCGCGCAUGUUCUCGAAGAAACAAUGGUCCGCGCGCGCCGUUCGACGGUGUGUCGCCUGCGUGAAGGCCUGCGUGGAGCCGAAGCUCUGUACGCACGGAAAGGGCGCCUUUGACUGCGCGGCAUGCAUAGCGAUCGUAAAACGUGAGGCCGAGGCCGAGGCCGAGGUCGCAGCCGCAGAGCGCCGCAGAGCCGAGCCCGCUUGCGUCCUCGAGGCCGCGGUUCAUGUCGAACCAGAACAACACGACGCAAAUAAGAAGUACACGGAGGCCGUAGUGGUCGCGGCGAAGACGUGCGCCGAGGACGUGAAGGGCCAGACGUGCUACAUCUGCACGCAGGCCGUCCACUGGAGAACGAAGGAAGGCCUCGUGCGCGCAUGCGCGUGUGGUGAUCGUGAACGGUACGUUAGUGGCGUUCCUACCGGGGCGACUGGCGUCGUGCACAUCUCGUGCCUGGUGGAGCAGGCCAAGAUUUUGAUCGAGGAUGCCGAGGAGAGGGAUUUAGGCGCCAAUGCGUUUAGUGAGAGGUGGUCGCGGUGGAGCCAUUGUAGCUUGUGCGAGCAGGCGUACCACGGCGUCGUGCGGCGCGCGCUCAGCUGGGCGUGCUGGAAGACGUAUGUGGGACGGCCGGAGGCGGACGUGACUCGACGCUUAGCGAUGACGCUGUUUGGCAACGGUUCAGGCGACUUCGAUCCCACUGACACCGACGAUCUUCGGCCAGUCUGCGCGAAUUGCGGUCGCGACAACGCGUCGAAGACGUGCGGCCGCUGCAUGGCGCAGGCGUACUGCAGCACCGAGUGCCAGCGGGCCGACUGGAAACGGCACAAGUCCUCGUGCCAGAGUGUGGAACUGGAAGACCGCGAAGAAUCGAAUGCAUCGGAGCCCCCCGCCGACGCCGCCGAGGUUGAAAAAUAUCCGAGCAGGAGUGGACUCGAAAAGUCCGACCUCUUUCAGGCGAUCCACAAGGCCGUCAUUGCAUCCGCAGACAGUCCGUCAUUGAGGCUCGCAGACUCCCCAGUUUUUCUAGAGUUCACCAAGGCCGUCGCGGCGCACACGCAAUACGCUCUCAACGCAGACCGUGGUAACCUGAUGCAAAGAUUGGCUCACGAUAUAUUGGUGCACACGCCCGAACAGCAGAUGCUGGACACGAUCAAAUCAGCUGGUUGGGUUCCGUCCGAGGAACGUGCGCUUUUUCUCAAGCAAUACAGAUUUAUCCUGGAGCUAAGGGCCAACAGUGAACAGGUGACUAAAUCAAAACAAGAAAUGGAUAAGGUGAAAAAAAUAAUGGCCCAAUAUCUCGCUAGGGAGAACCGUGAAACAAAAAACUCCUGGGUGAAAAAACUGGUGGAGGACGCCGGUCGCGCGUAUGAGCGGCACAGACGACAAAACCAAAGGGUCGAACGCCGAAAGUGCGACGUCUGCGAGCGGCAGGACCUGACGUCGGCACCCAGAUUCAUGAUGUGCGCGGGCUGCGGUAAGCGGCGCUACUGCUCAGGGAUUUGCCAGGAGAAGGACUGGCGCGAGAACGGACACAAGAUGACCUGCGCGCCCAUAUCCGACUUCGCAUGCCGAGUAACGGGGGGCUGCCCCGUCAGCGAGCGCGGCUACUGCGACUUCUGCGCCGAGACGUUCUGCCUGGACUGCGAAGAUGACCUUAGGCGAUGCGACGACUGCGGCUUGUAUUCCUGCGGCUCUCAAGAAGCACACAAGUUCGGCCCUAUUGACAGAAUUUGCCCCCGAAUAUGGGGGUGUGAAGCAUGUGGAAAAUAUUAUUGCCCGAGGUGCCAGGUUGUUGAAACAUGCGUUAUUUGUGAUAUGGAUUUUUGCGAUUUUUGUGGCUCUAACUGCAGUAUUUGCAACGACCCGAUCUGCGACAAAUGCUGCGAUGCGCGCGAGGCUAAGGGCCUGGCCAAUUUGUGCGCCCAAUGCGCCGACGUGUCCGGAUGGGAGCUCGUAGACGGCCGCUGGGUCAAGCGCCCACGGGCCGACGACGCGGUUCACGACGCGCUCGCGGACCGCGUCGGAGCCCUCGAGGCCAAACCCUAG
This is a messenger RNA of Pelagomonas calceolata, 2223 nucleotides long. Lineage: Eukaryota; Pelagophyceae; Pelagomonadales; Pelagomonadaceae. The record is from the annotation of a GenBank genome assembly.